This is a messenger RNA of Bufo gargarizans (Asiatic toad), 3204 nucleotides long. RefSeq names its product ADP-ribosylation factor-like protein 13B. Gene Ontology annotation, cellular component: non-motile cilium; motile cilium; ciliary membrane. NCBI's taxonomy places the organism in Eukaryota, Metazoa, Chordata, Amphibia, Anura, Bufonidae. Gene Ontology annotation, biological process: non-motile cilium assembly; receptor localization to non-motile cilium. Gene Ontology annotation, molecular function: GTPase activity; GTP binding. The record is from RefSeq and is a predicted model, not a curated record. The coding region runs from base 279 to 1583 and encodes 434 amino acids. The transcript has 11 exons.
GUUACCAUAGAGUCUGCAGCUUCCGGUGUAUACAAUAGUGUCCGUCUGUCUGUCCACAGUCAUAAAUCACAGGCUGUGGAGGACCGUCCGCCGUGUAUGGCGAUUAUCCGUCACAGGCAUCCAUAGCGGUCGUACACGGCGGGGGGUGGCUGCCAGAUAUUUUUUUGGGAGAACUUCAUGAAGUGGAGGAAAGUAGAGAAGAUCAUAAAGAAGAUAUAGAGCAUCCAUGAUGUUGAAGCCUUCUUAAGAAUCCCAAGACCGCUUUCUUUGCAUCUCCUAUGUUUAGCCUAAUGGCGAAUUGCUGUAGAAAUUGGUUUAAACGAUGGCGUCAGCCAGUCAGAAAAGUGACUCUGGUUAUGGUGGGUUUGGAUAAUGCUGGCAAGACUGCUACUGUGAAAGGCAUCCAAGGAGAAUCUCCACAAGAUGUGGCCCCGACUGUCGGGUUCUCCAAAGCAGACAUUCGACAGGGGAGAUUUGACAUCACAAUGUUUGAUCUCGGAGGUGGCAAGCAAAUCCGUGGCAUUUGGAAGAACUAUUACGCUGAGUCCUAUGGAGUGGUGUUUGUUAUUGACUCCAGUGACGUCGACCGGAUGGAAGAAACAAAGGAGACGGUGGCCGAGGUUCUGAGGCACCCAAGGAUAGCAGGAAAGCCAGUAUUAGUCUUGGCAAAUAAACAGGAUCGGGAGGGCGCAAUGGCAGAGGCUGAUGUCAUAGAGUUUCUUUCACUGGAGAAGUUGGUGAAUGACAACAAGUGCUUAUGUCAGAUCGAGCCAUGUUCAGCAGUUCUAGGCUAUGGGAAAAAAAUUGACUCCCAUAUAAGAAAAGGUCUGAACUGGUUGCUAGAAGUCAUAGCAAAAGAUUUUGAAGCACUUCAUGAACGUGUUCAGAAGGAUACUGCAGAACAGAGAGCCCAGGAGGAACAAGAUAAGCAGAAAAUAGCAGAGCGGGUCAAGAGGCUACGCGAGGAACGAGAAGAAAGGGAACGGGAGGAAGCCGAGCGGGAGGGGAGACAACUGGUGGAUGAAGACACCUCUGUUCCUGUGGUCAAUCCAUUCCAGCCUAUAUCCGCUGUUAUCACCGAGAACGAAGAAAAAAUAAGGAAGGAAAAGGAAAAAAAGCGUCAAAAAAUGGUGAACGGACAGAACGGAGUAGACAUUGCUUUGGAGCCUAAGGCAGAUGAAGAGAUGGAUUCUGGAAGUGAAGGGAGUGAGAGUGGCCAGGCAUCUCAGGAUGGACAUUUAAUAGACUCCUACAAAGAUGCUUUAGCCCAGAAGCUGGAGCAGGACGAUACAAGUGGAGAUCCUUCUGAGCGCAGGGAAUCGGCUCAAAGCAAAAAGAAGACUAAAAAGCUAAAAAUGAAAAGAAAUAAAAUAGAGCCUUUAAGUGCAGAGGAGUCUGAUUUAAAGAGCCCAGCUACGCCGCCACCUCAGUUACCCGUUGGCUGGGGAACCCCAAAAGUUACUAGACUUCCAAAACUUGAGCCUCUUGGAGAAACACAUCAUAGUGAUUUUUAUGGAAAGCCACUCCCGCCAUUGGCAAUGCGGCAGAGACCCAACAGUGACACACAUGAUGUCAUCUCCUGAGGCGCACAACAGGGGAUGGUCAUUUUUUACUUGUCCUUACGCUGGGGACCAUUCUAUGACAUCAGUAUUUUAUACUUACAGAACUAAAAGGCAAAUACUGAUGGAUUGGAGUCUCGUCCGGCAGAACGUUGGCUCAUUCUGGAUUAUUGGAGUGGCCAUGGUGGAUCUCCAGUAAAGAAGAUGGUAAAAUGGCCCUGCUGAUAGAACAUCGCGAGACACUUUCUGCAUCGUCUACCAGAACAUCAUAACUUUUUUGAUCCAGUAUUAAAUUUUAUUUUAUUUUUUAUAUUCCUUUCUCCCACAUUUAAUAUUGGAAAUUUUACAGGUGUGUGUUUUUUUUUUUUAUUCAGUUUAAUUCUGAGAAGCACAAGUAUUUUAUUAUUGGUUAAAGGGGUUGUCCCACAAUGUACAUUCAUCUAUGUGGUCCUGCAGUGAGCAGAAAUGAUGGGGCUCAACCACUCAGACAUUUAUCACCUGUACAUUGUGGGACAACCCCUUUUAAAGGGGGUCUGUCAUCACAUCUGUCGCACUGAGACGUGCACUUGACAGUUGAACAUCAUGGUCUUGGUCCCAUCUUCCUAGGUGUCUGCAUUCUUGAGAAAAAGGAACAAUGAGGGCCAGGCAGUCAAGACAUACUCAUGCCUGGUCCUGAAUUCUUGCAGGAGCUCGUUCAGCGCAUGCGCUGUAAAGGCAUGUCUCCAUACCUGUACAAUGCAGGCUCUGAACGAGCUCUUGUGAGACUUGAAGGCCAGGAGUGUGUACGUCUUCUCUGCCUGACCCUGCCAGUCAGUGGGUGGGGGGUGGCAUGAAGGACAGUGAGCGUACCCUUAGGGGCUCAUGCACACGAAUGUAUUUUCUUUCUGUCUCCGUUCUGGUGUUUUUGCGGACUGCUUGCGGAACCAUUCAUUUCAAUGGGUCCACAAAAAAAAGAGAAGUUACUCUAUGUGCUUUCCGUUUCCGUAUGUCCUUUCCACAAACAAAUAGAACAUGCCCUAUCAUUGUCCGCAUUACAGACGAGGAUGGGACUGUUCUAACAGGGCCAGCUUUUCCAUUCCACAAAAUACGGAAUGCACACGGACGUCAUCCGUAUUUUUUGCGGAUCGUGUCGUGUACAUGAGCCCUAAUGGAGCAACCAGGUGCAACUGCACUGCCCUCGUUGCUCCUAGGGGCUAAUUGGCAUAUUAUAAAACAUCAAUUUUCUCACGAAUGCAGACACCUAAGUAGAUUUGACCAAGACCAUGAUGUCCAACUGUCUCGGGUGAGACGGUUUUAUUGAGACGUAUCUUUUGACAGAACCCCUUUAAGGCUGGGUUCACACAGGCUACUGAAUUGGUGUAGAUUUUGCUGCAGGUUAAAUUCAUUAUCAUUUAAUGGAGGAAAAUCUGUGUAUGUAAGGCCCCUUUCACACGAGCGAGUUUUUCCGCAUGGGUGCAAUGCGUGAAGUGAACUCAUAGCACCCACACUGAAUCCUGACCCGAUCCUUUCAUUGGGUCUGGUUACAUGAGGUUGUGUUUUUUUUUGGUUUUUUUUUCACGCAUCAGUUCUGCGUGGUGUGAGAAUCGCAGCAUGUUCUAUAUUCAUAUUCUAUAUUUUUCACGCAGCCCUGGCCCAUAGACGUGAA